Molecule: messenger RNA, 1874 nt
Organism: Neoarius graeffei (lesser salmon catfish)
Lineage: Eukaryota; Metazoa; Chordata; Actinopteri; Siluriformes; Ariidae
Gene: ephx4
Product: epoxide hydrolase 4
Exons: 7
Coding region: 117-1226 (369 amino acids)
Molecular function (GO): hydrolase activity
Source: RefSeq, a predicted model, not a curated record
CGCGCGUCCUGCUGACACGCUGCGAGGUGCAGCACCAUGUAGGCUGCUGUCCGGUGCGGAACCCUAAAGCACUCGGAGCAGCAGCAGCAGCAGCAGAGUGGCCGCGGGAUGAGAAGAUGGCGAGGCUCUUCGGCCGCGUGCUGCUGCUGUCGGUGCGGCUCGCGGUGAAGCUCCGCGUCGCGGGUUACUGGGGACUCAUCUACAGCUGCUCCGGCCUGUGCGCGCUCCUGGCGCUGCUCCGCCUCUGCUGGAACAUACUCAUGCGGCCAACCGCGACCUUCCGGUGGACUGUGCGCGAGACCCCGCCGCCCUGCCUCAACGACACGUCCUUGGGAACGCACUGUUACGUCAGAAUCAAGGAGUCCGGCCUCAGAUUUCACUAUGUAGCUGCGGGUGAGCGAGGAAAGCCACUCAUGCUGUUUCUGCACGGAUUCCCCGAGUUCUGGUUCUCGUGGAGGCACCAGCUGAGGGAGUUUAAGAGCGAGUUCCGUGUGGUGGCUGUGGAUAUGAGGGGCUACGGCGAAUCUGACCUGCCUCCCUCCACUGAGUGCUACCGGCUCGACUACCUCGUCACGGACAUCAGGGAUAUAGUGGAGUAUCUGGGAUACAACAGAUGUUUCCUGGUGGGCCAUGACUGGGGUGGCAUUAUUGCUUGGCUCUUUGCUAUUCAUUAUCCUGAGAUGGUGGUGAAGUUGGUCGUGCUGAACAGCCCUCAUCCAUGUGUGUUUGCUGAUUACGCUCUACGCCACCCCAGUCAGAUGCUCAAGUCCAGCUACUUCUUUUUCUUCCAGCUCCCACGCUUCCCGGAGCUUAUGCUUUCCAUCAACGACUUUAAGGCACUGAAGAGUUUGUUCACGAGCCGCAGCACUGGAAUCGGGCUUAAGGGCCGUUGGCUGACAACCGAAGACCUUGAGGCAUACCUGUAUGCCCUGUCCCAGCCUGGAGCGCUUACAGCUGCCCUCAACUACUACAGAAAUGUUUUCAGUUUCCUCCCUCUCAAUCAGAGUGAAGUGCGCUCGCCAGUGCUGCUCCUGUGGGGUGAGAGGGACGCCUUUCUCGAGCAGGACAUGGCCGAGGCCUGUCGCCUCUACAUCCGUAACCACUUCCGCCUGAACAUCAUCUCUGGCGCAAGUCACUGGCUCCAACAGGACCAGCCCGACAUAGUCAACACACUAAUAUGGACGUUUCUUAAAGAGGGAGAGGGACGGAAAAGCUACAGGAACUGAGUCUGUAAAGAAAGGGGCCUUGUUUCACCCUAUGCCUCGGCCCGCACACCUUCUGAUUAAUGCAAGCAUCCUGUUUAAAUUCAGCACAUCUUGGAUGUUAAUAAAAACACAAAUCCGAAGCCUAGAGGUGAAAAAAAGCACAUUUUAAUAGGAGAGGUUAAAUAGAGAGUAGAGUGUCUGUUUCUCAAAUUUUUUGCACAUGACAUUCGCCUUAAACUUUGUUGGUGACAUUUGUGUGUGGCAAAAGUCUCCUCGUGAGUGAGUUGUAUUGUGUGGUGCCUUUUUUGACUUGAACUUGUACCAUGUUGUGACAUUAAAAAUGUGCUGUGUGAAUUUGAGCUGUGGGAUCGCUACGCUGUAAUCCAGGCAAAUCUUUCGAGACCCCUAGAAUCGCUCGACCUCUUUCAGGUAGUGUUGUCUUUAUGAAUAAAUAUCGUUCUUCUUUUUUUGUACUUUCUAACGGCACUUAAAAAUGGCUCAGAUAUUUGAGAAUGUAGUUAUUUUGAUCCUUCUGUAUGAUAAAAUGAGUGAUGUUUAGCUAUUGUACACUUUUUUUUUUUAAUCUCUUCCUACACGCUGCCUGUAAGAACGUCACUAAACCAGCUCUGUGCCAUUUUGGUUUUAUAAGCAAAUAAAUGAUAACUAAAA